GCCAAAAUGGCGCUGCCUACGACGUAGAACUCGGUUUUCCGGUAGGCUUAAAUUUGGGGAAAUGGUGAAUGAAAGAAGAGGGAGAAUUACAGCUUCAGGGCUGAGGAAGAGCUCCAUCUCUCCUCUGGCUCCAUUUUUAAACUCCCGCCUCGCCACCGGUCUCGCCUCCUUGGAGUGAAAUCAUGAAGGUGGUGAACCUGAAGCAAGCCAUUUUGCAAGCCUGGAAAGAGCGAUGGAGCGACUACCAAUGGGCAAUCAACAUGAAGAAAUUCUUCCCGAGAGGGGCCACCUGGGACAUUCUCAACCUAGCAGACGCACUCCUGGAGCAGGCCAUGAUUGGACCUUCCCCAAAUCCUCUCAUCCUGUCCUACCUGAAGUACGCCAUCAGUUCCCAGAUGGUAUCCUACUCGUCCGUACUCACAGCUAUCAGUAAGUUUGAUGACUUUUCCCGGGACCUGUGUGUCCAGGCUUUGCUGGAUAUCAUGGACAUGUUUUGUGACCGACUCAGUUGCCACGGCAAAGCAGAGGAAUGCAUCGGGUUGUGCCGAGCGCUUCUUAGCGCCCUCCACUGGCUGCUGCGUUGUACAGCAGCUUCUGCAGAGCGGCUCCAGGAAGGACUGGAGGCUGCCACUUCAGCCACUGGGGAAAAGCAGCUAGCCUUGUGCCUGCAGUGCCUGGAAAAGACCCUCAGCAGCACCAAGAACCGAGCUCUGCUACACAUCGCCAAACUAGAGGAGGCCUCAUUGCAUACAUCCCAGGGACUUGGGCAGGGUGGCACCCGAGCCAAUCAACCAACAGCCUCCUGGACUGCCAUUGAACAUUGUCUUUUGAAGCUCGGGGAGAUCCUGGCCAAUCUCAGCAACCCCCAGCUCCGGAGCCAGGCUGAGCAGUGUGGCACUCUUAUCAGGAGUAUCCCCACCAUGCUGUCCGUGCACUCAGAGCAGCUGCACAAGACUGGCUUCCCCACCAUCCAUGCGCUGAUCUUGCUUGAGGGCACAAUGAACCUGACUGGGGAGAUGCAGCCCCUGGUGGAGCAGCUGAUGAUGGUGAAGCGCAUGCAGCAUAUCCCCACCCCUCUUUUUGUCCUGGAAAUCUGGAAAGCCUGCUUUGUGGGACUCAUUGAGUCCCCCGAGGGUACGCAGGAGCUGAAGUGGACAGCUUUCACCUAUCUCAAGAUUCCACAGGUUUUGGUGAAAGUGAAGAAAUAUCUUCAUGGGGAAAAGGACUUCACUGAGGAUGUCAACUCUGCUUUUGAGUUCCUGCUGAAGCUCACGCCCUUGUUGGACAAAGCUGACCAGCGCUGCAAGUAUGAGCCCUGGUUCACCUGCUUUGCUGGAAGGUGUUCCAGUUGUGACUGCACAAACUUCCUGCUCCAAGAGUGUAACAAGCAGGGGCUUCUGUCCGAAGUCAACUUUGCCAUCCUUGUGGGCAAGCGCACUGCAGAUCGGGACCCCCAGCUAAAAUCGUCAGAAAAUGCCAACAUCCAGCCCAACCCUGGGCUGAUCCUCCGGGCAGAGCCCACCGUCACGAACAUCCUCAAGACAAUGGAUGCGGACCACUCCAAGUCCCCAGAGGGGUUACUGGGAGUACUGGGACACAUGCUGUCUGGGAAGAGCCUGGACUUGCUGCUGGCUGCUGCUGCCGCCACUGGGAAGCUUAAAUCCUUUGCCCGAAAAUUCAUCAAUCUGAAUGAGUUCACUACCCAUGGCAGCGGAGAGAGCACAAAAACAGCUUCUGUUCGUGCCUUGCUCUUUGACAUCUCCUUCCUCAUGCUGUGCCACGUGGCCCAGACCUAUGGCUCAGAGGUGAUUCUCUCCGAAGCAAGCUCAGGAGAAGAAGUCCCCUUCUUUGAGACCUGGAUGCAGACUUGCAUGCCUGAGGAGGGCAAGAUUUUGAAUCCAGAUCACCCUUGUUUCCGACCGGACUCCACCAAAGUAGAGUCCUUGGUGGCCUUGCUCAACAACUCCUCAGAGAUGAAGCUAGUACAGAUGAAAUGGCAUGAAGCCUGCCUGAGCAUUUCCGCGGCCAUUUUGGAGAUCCUCAAUGCCUGGGAGAAUGGGGUUCUGGCCUUUGAGUCCAUUCAGAAAAUCACCGAUAAUAUCAAGGGAAAGGUAUGCAGUCUUGCGGUGUGUGCUGUGGCUUGGCUUGUGGCCCAUGUCCGGAUGCUGGGGCUGGAUGAGCGUGAGAAGUCGCUCCAGAUGAUCCGCCAGUUGGCAGGGCCACUGUACAGUGAGAACACCCUGCAGUUCUACAAUGAGAGGGUGGUGAUUAUGAACUCAAUCUUGGAACACAUGUGUGCGGACGUGCUUCAGCAGACAGCCACACAGAUCAAGUUUCCAUCCACGGGUGUGGACACGAUGCCCUACUGGAACCUGCUUCCUCCCAAGCGCCCUAUCAAGGAGGUACUGACGGACAUCUUUGCCAAGGUACUGGAGAGAGGCUGGGUGGACAGCCGCUCCAUCCACAUUCUCGACACCCUGCUGCACAUGGGCGGCGUCUACUGGUUCUGCAACAACCUCAUCAAGGAGCUGCUGAAGGAGACUCGCAAGGAGCACACACUGAGGGCAGUACAGCUUCUGUACUCCAUCUUCUGCCUGGACAUGCAGCAAGUGACCCUGGUCCUGCUGGGCCACAUCCUGCCCGGCCUGCUUACUGACUCCUCCAAGUGGCACAGCCUUAUGGACCCUCCUGGCACUGCACUAGCCAAACUAGCUGUGUGGUGUGCCCUGAGUUCCUACUCCACCCACAAGGGACAGGCGUCCUCCCGCCAGAAGAAAAGGCACAGGGAAGACAUUGAGGACUACAUCAGCCUCUUCCCCGUGGAAGACAUGCAACCUUCGAAGCUUAUGCGACUCCUGAGCUCCAACGAGGAUGACGCCAACAUUCUGUCGAGUCCCACUGACCGCUCCAUGAAUAGCUCCCUCUCAGCUUCCCAGCUCCACACAGUCAACAUGAGGGACCCUCUAAACCGAGUCCUGGCCAACCUGUUCCUGCUUAUUUCCUCCAUCCUGGGCUCACGCACGGCUGGCCCCCACACCCAGUUUGUGCAGUGGUUCAUGGAGGAGUGUGUGGACUGCCUGGAACAGGACAGCAGGGGCAGCAUUCUGCAGUUCAUGCCCUUCACUACUGUAUCAGAACUGGUAAAGGUGUCUGCCAUGUCCAGCCCCAAGGUAGUACUGGCCAUCACAGACCUCAGCCUGCCCCUGGGUCGGCAAGUGGCUGCCAAAGCUAUCGCUGCCCUCUGAGGAGCUUGGAGUGGCCUGGAGGGCUCUCAGCCCCAGCAACCCAGCAGGGAGAGUGAGGAUGAGCCCAGGCUGCCCCAUCCAGUGAUGCAAGGAUGCUUUCUCAGUCUGGAGUCCUCUGCGAUUCUUGCCCUCUACUCACCGUGUCCUACCACAUCUCCCAGUUCCUUCCGUGAUUUUCUGUCCUUUCGACCAGUACUCAAAGACUGUGAGCAGUCCUGAUGAUCCCCCCAAUUCUUUGUUUGUUUGCUUUUUUUGUCUUUUGUUUUUGUUUUUGUUUUGUUUUGUUGUUUUUUUUGAGACGGGUUCUCUAUGUAGUAACUCUGGCUGUCCUGGAACU
Molecule: messenger RNA, 3582 nt
Organism: Myodes glareolus (Bank vole)
Lineage: Eukaryota; Metazoa; Chordata; Mammalia; Rodentia; Cricetidae
Source: RefSeq, a predicted model, not a curated record